This is a messenger RNA of Adineta steineri, 1716 nucleotides long. The record is from the annotation of a GenBank genome assembly. Lineage: Eukaryota; Metazoa; Rotifera; Eurotatoria; Adinetida; Adinetidae.
AUGAUGAGUUCGAAUAAAGCCCGUCGCUAUUUACAACAUCAUAAACAAUAUUCAAUGGAAUCACAAAAUAAUCAUCAAUCAACUAAUUAUUUAUUAGUUGAUGAAUUAUCAUCACCAUCACCACCGUCAGCUACUACAUCACGGAAAUUCUUUGGUAAAUCUCAACAAUCAUCAAUAUUACCUAUACCUCAAAUUUGUGUCAAUAACAAUGAUGAUGAUGACGAUGACAAUGGACAUGUUAAUAUCCUUAAUGAAUUUGAUCAAGUGUUAGACAAUGAAUCUAAACGUACAUCCGUUUUACGUAAAUUAUCACUUAAACAAAAUGAUUCAAUUGAUUAUAUCGGUAUACCAAUAAAUCAACAACGAAGUUUUUCAUUUUCACUUGGUUCAAAACCAAAUUUAGCAACAGAAAAACAAGAUGAUAUUGAUGUUGAUGAACAUACUAAUCCAUUACCAUUUAAAACAAUGAAACUAUCGGCAACAUCGAAGUCAACCUUGUCAAAAGAGACAUUUUCACGUCUAUUUCAUUCAUUAACAUUUCGCUCUGGGAAUCAUUCAACGUCAAAAUUAACCGUAGCAAAAACGGAUUCAGAACAUCUUUGUCUAACAUGUCAAAAUCAUUCAAAUCUUGAUAUAAUACCUAAACAUAAAAAACGUCCAUCAAUAUUUGGUGUUUUUGCAUCAAAACUUAAUACACCACCCACGGAAAAUUCAUCGAAUCGAUGUUCAUCAUGUAAAAAAUCUUUAUCAAAAUCAAUUUCAAAUAAUAAUGAUGAUAAUCAACAGUUAUCACCAUCAAAAACUCUUCGUGAUCAAAAACAAUUAUUUUUACAUAUUAAAAGACGUCAAAGUCUUCCAUCAUUAUUUCAUAAUCUUUUGGAGUCAUCAUCUUCGACAGUGUUUAAUCAAAAUGUUAUUGAUAAUAUCAAUCACGAACAGCAACAACAUCAACUACAAUCUUCAAUAUUAUCACAUUCAACAACUUCAUUAACUGAAUCAGAUGAUAAUAAUGAUAAUAAUUCAUUGAAACGACAACGUAUCAAUUAUGAUGAUUCAUCUCAACUAACUGAAAAGUGUGGAAAUAAAGAUGAAAAUGACAAUGAAAUUAUUCUUGACAAUGGCGAAUCACAUGAUUUAAACAAUAUGAAUAGUAACGAUUUAACAACUGAAAAUAACAAUACUAAUCAACAAUUUUUACAUCCUCCUGAACAUAAAACUCGAAGCUUAUUAACUAAUGUUUUUCGUACACGACGAUCAAAUCUUACAUUAGAUUCAAAUGAACCUAAUAUGGUUGGUAAACAAUUUAGUGUUUCAGUUCUUAAUCUCGCAACAUCAAGAAGUUCAAGUCGACGAAAUAGUGCAAUAGCAACAAUUAAUGAAUUAACACUUGAUCAACGAAAACAUGCAUUAUCAGAAGAAAAUUUACCAUCGAUGGAUAAUACAUACAUUUAUUUUACUGAUAUUAAUGGACAAAAUUUUAAAGAAAAACUCAAAUAUUCAACUACAUCUGAAAAUACAACAUUGAGAGAAAUGUUGGUAAAACUCUUUGAAAAACAUAAUCUAUCAAUUGAAACAUAUAAUAUUUGUUUACGAAGCGCACCUACACUACCAUUGUCCUUGGAUCAACCAGUCAAACAUGUUCUCCUGAACGAUCUUGUUGUUACAGAUAAACCAAAAAAAAAAAGAAGUCGAAAAAAAAAUAUAUCAUUUGAUUAG